Molecule: messenger RNA, 2406 nt
Organism: Calypte anna (Anna's hummingbird)
Lineage: Eukaryota; Metazoa; Chordata; Aves; Apodiformes; Trochilidae
Exons: 7
Coding region: 1-2406 (801 amino acids)
Molecular function (GO): nucleic acid binding
Source: RefSeq, a predicted model, not a curated record
AUGGCUAUAUCCAAGCUGGGAGCAGAGCAGAAGGAAUCCAUGUUGAAGCUGCUGGCGAUUGAAAAUGCGAAUCCGAGAAUGAAGUCGCUGUUCUCCACCCUACCAAAAACGGCUAACGUCUCGGAGAUGCUAGAGGUGGCUUCCAGGGCCACCCAAACACAACAAAACCAAGGCAUGACCAGUGCCUUUGCCGCCGCCCUGGAACCCACCCAAAAGCUCCUCGCGGCAGUUGCGCCACUCAGCAAGAGCCUGCUCGGCUACAGUGUGGUGCGACCGAUGCUAGAGAGACAACCACAACAACCUGGCAUGCAGGUCUACAAAAAAUGGAAGGCGCAGCACGCCAGGCCCCCGCGCCAUGACACAAGUCUCACCAAUGCAGACAUCCACCCCUUUUUGUCUCUAUUGCGGGGCACGCAACCAGGUGCGUUAGUGGACUGGACCGAAAACCACACCAAUGCGUUAAAACGGGUCGUCCACAAACUGGCAACCGGCUUUGCAGAUCGUCGAGAUGCUACCCAAGCCAUUGGAGUCUGGGAUAAGGGUCAGUGGAAGCAACAUUUGAUUCCGAGCACCGACAAGGACAUCCUGCAGACUCUGGAACUACUGGCUAUCAUUUGGGCCUUAACACGAUGGCGACGUGUCCCCCUUAACAUCGUCUCCGACUCGCAAUAUGCGAAAGCUAAGGCCUCCUUGGAACUUAACCUUGCAAGUCAGGUUAAGGAUAAUAGAAAGGGCUUUUUCAAAUACAUAGCUAGCAAAACUAACACUAGAGGCAAUAUUGGCCCAUUAAGGAAUGAGCUGGGAGCCCUGGUGACAGAGGAUAUAAAGAAGGCAGAGGUGCUGAACGCCUUCUUUGCCUCUGUCUUUACUCCUGCAGGGUUUCCGCAUGAGCCCCAGAUUCAUUUAGCCCCAGAAGUAGUCAAGAUAGAUGAGGAGUUUGACAUGGUAGAUGAGGAUUGGGUUAGGGAUCAGCUGAGUAAUCUGGACAUCCAUAAGUCGAUGGGUCCAGACGGAAUGCAUCCAAGGGUGCUGAGGGAGCUGGCGGAGGUCAUUGCUAGGCCACUCUCCAUCAUCUUCAGUAAGUCAUGGGUAACAGGAGAGGUGCCUGAGGACUGGAGGAUAGCAAAUGUCACUCCAGUCUACAAGAAGGGCAAGAAGGAAGACCCGGGUAACUAUAGACCGGUCAGCCUCACCUCCAUCCCUGGAAAGGUGAUGGAACAACUUGUUCUUGUCACUAUCUCCAGGCAUAUCAAGGACAUGGGGGUCAUCAAGAGCAGUCAGCAUGGUUUUAUGAAGGGUAAAUCAUGUUUGACUAACCUCAUAGCCUUCUAUGAGGAAAUUACUAGGUGGAUAGAUGAUGGAAGAGCGGUAGAUGUGGUUUAUCUUGAUUUCAGUAAAGCAUUUGACACCGUCUCUCACAGCAUCCUUGUAGAUAAGUUGAUCAAGUAUGGGUUUGGUGAUCAGGUAGUGAGGUGGAUCAGGAACUGGUUGAAAGGAAGGAGUCAGAGAGUUGUAGUCAAUGGGGCAGAAUCUGGUUGGAGGUGUGUGACUAGUGGAGUCCCUCAGGGGUUGGUACUGGGACCGGUGUUGUUCAAUAUCUUCAUCAACGACUUGGAUGAGGGUAUAGAAUGUACCCUCAGCAAGUUUGCUGAUGACACUAAGCUGGGAGGAGUGGCUGACACACCAGAAGGCUGUGCUGCCAUUCAGAGAGACUUAGACAGGCUGGAGAGUUGGGCAGAGAGAAACAUGAUGAAAUUCAACAAGGGGAAGUGUAGAGUUUUGCAUUUGGGGAAGAACAACCCGAUGUCCCAGUAUAGGUUGGGGGCUGACCUGCUGGAGAGCAGUGUAGGUGAAAGAGACCUGGGGGUCCUGGUAGACAAGAGGAUGACCAUGAGCCAGCAAUGUGCCCUUGUGGCCAAGAAGGCCAAUGGCAUCCUGGGGUGCAUUAGAAAGGGUGUGGUUAGUAGGUCAAGAGAGGUUCUCCUCCCCCUCUAUUCUGCAUUGAAAGCGCAGCUGGUGCAAGAAAAAGUAGUAUACCUGGGAUAUGAACAACAAGGAAAGAAGCCAUCUGCCAAAUGCCUAGACCAGAAACGAUUCCUAAAGUACCAAGCAAUCCUAGCUGAGUCAGAUGACAUAACCAUUCAAGUUACUAACAUUGUGAAUCCAGCCUCGUUUCUAGAAGGAAGAAUAUCAGCAGAACCAAUCGAGCAUGACUGCCUGGAAACCAUCGAAGCAGUCUACUCCAGCCGCUCGGACCUCAAAGAAGAACCAUUUGAAGAUGCAGACACCUGGUUCUCCGACAGCAGCAGUUUCAUGAAGCAAGGAGUAAGGAUGGCAGCGUAUGAGGUAACCACAACAGAGGAGGUAAUCGAAUCAAAUCCUUUACCUGCAGGGACCUCAGCCUAG